CGGCGCCGUGUCCGUGCGCGCGGGGCGAUGGCGGCGGCGGGCCCGGCGCGGCUGGUGCAGGGCGGGCAGAAGGACGAGCUGUACCGGGCCGGGCUGCGCAGCGGGGCGGGCACCGCGCUGCGGGGGCUGGCGGGUGCCCGGCCGUGGCUGCAGUGGCGGCGGGAGGUGGAGCUGCUCUCCGAUGUGGCCUAUUUCGUGCUCACCACGCUCUCAGGGUAUCAGACUCUGGGCGAGGAGUACGUGAACAUCAUCCAGGUCGACCCCACCAAGAAGAAGGUGCCUUCUCUCCUCCGCCGGGCCGCCUUCAUCUCCCUGCACACCGUGGUGCCCUACUGCCUGGAGAAGGCCCUGCUGCACCUGGAGCACGAGCUGCAGGAGGAGGCUGAGGAGUCCCAGAGCCCCGGGAGCGGCGCAGCACCGGCACUGCCCGGCAGGACCUUCCCGCGCCGCUGGAUCCGCAGGCAGCUGGGGCAGCUCCCGGAGCGGCAGAGGAGAACGGCCUGCCAGGUGGUGUAUGUGCUGAAACAGUGCAUCCCCCUGCUGCACCGGCUGCACCUGGCGCUCUUCUACAUCCACGGCACCUUCUACCACCUCUCGAAAAGGGUGGCGGGCAUCUCCUAUCUGCAUUUUGGAGGACUGCAGGGAGAAGAUCAGAGUGUCCGGUCAAGUUACAAGUUUCUUGGAGUGAUUUCCCUCUUCCACCUUCUGCUGACCAUUGGGGUUCAGGUGUACAGCUUCAAACAGAAGCAGAGGGCGAGGCAGGAGUGGAGGCUGCACCGCAACCUCGCUCACCAGAAGAACACGAGCAAGGACAAGGCUCCCGGGCGCCAGUCCCGCUGCACUCUGUGUCUGGAGGAGCGGAGGCACAGCACAGCCACCCCCUGCGGGCACCUCUUCUGCUGGGAGUGCAUCACUGCCUGGUGCAACACCAGGGCAGAGUGCCCCCUGUGCAGAGAGAAGUUCCAUCCCCAGAAGCUGAUCUACCUACGGCACUAUCAGCUGUAAGGGACAAACCCGCUCUGGGCCCUGACAGAGCUCAGCUCCCACUCUGUCCUUGUCACACAGCCCCACUGGGCCAAGGAAAGGCUUCAAGGACCUGGAAAUGCCCGUGCAAGGGGGCACUUCGUUCCUGGGUUGCAAAUAAAGCCCUCCCUGCCUCUACGCUUCUGUCUCCCUGGACACGGUUCCUGACCAUAUUAAAAAUGUGUUUCUAAGUGCUGGUAACACUCAGCUCUUCAGUAGAGGGCAUCCCAGUUGGGAAUUUUACUACUAAUAAACCUCCUGUUUUUCUCCCUGA
Molecule: messenger RNA, 1297 nt
Organism: Myiozetetes cayanensis
Lineage: Eukaryota; Metazoa; Chordata; Aves; Passeriformes; Tyrannidae
Gene: PEX10
Product: peroxisomal biogenesis factor 10
Exons: 6
Coding region: 28-1005 (325 amino acids)
Biological process (GO): protein import into peroxisome matrix
Cellular component (GO): peroxisomal membrane
Molecular function (GO): zinc ion binding
Source: RefSeq, a predicted model, not a curated record